CGCGACAGCCAGCUCGGGGUCGUGAGGUUUGUCGACGUUCCUUUUAUUUCUCCUCCUUGCUAAGUUUUCUUGAGCACCAGAGUCUAGGCAAUGUUGCAGUUUCGAAUUUUAUAGCCUAUCUCCUGUGAAACUUCCCUGGGCAACUAUCGAACUAUUCCAAAACUGGACUAUCAAAAGCCAACAUUUGCGUUCCUUGAGGCAGACCGGACACCAUAGCUCUGCCAUUAUGGGGCGUAAACUGUUUGGCUCCCGCCCUAAGCCUCGUAGUGGCAGUCGGUUGAAAAAUCCACCUGCCACGGAUCACGAGCCUAGCAGCGAGCCGCCGCCAAAACGACGCAAAUAUAUCCCAGGGGGCCCCGGAGGUGGUGGAAGAUAUGUGGAAAUUGACGGCACGGAGACACCCGUGCGGCCGGUAAACUCCGCUAGUCAGAACAAAACGGCAUCCCGUAGUCGGCCUCCCCGCGAAACUCCUCGAACAGCUCCCCCCAAGCCCCCUCCACCUCCCCCGGCAACGCCACCUGCCUCUACUCGUCCAAGACGCGAAAAGAACCAGGGCCGUCGGUUCAGCUCUGCAGCCGCUGCUGUACUUGCUGUUGCGCAGGGAGAUGGAUACAAGCCGAGAGAGGAGAGAGGCUGGGAAGAGUUCCAUCCCGAUCUUGAUAUCGACGCCAAAAUAGCGGUUUUCAGCUCAGAAGAGGUGGAUGGCGUUCUACAAAAUGAUAUGCUGCAAGAUAUGAGUAAUGGUGAUGGUGUUAUGGAAGCAGAGAACUCGAUCGUGUCCACGCCGACGGCGUCAACGCCGGGCAUCAAACGACGGCCAGGAAGGCCUCGGCGAGGAGAUAAUAUGUCGAACAACAUGGUUCCCUUCCAACUGCCCAAAUUAGUUCCUCCACCUGGGCCCAAUCCUCGAGAGAAGCUUACUUUGCCCAAGCCUUCGUUCGCUCUCAAGGACCCAUUCUUGCCUUUCGAGCAGAAGGGUGUAGGGCAGCAAAACUAUGUUGAUCGCACAAUGGCAAGUGUUGGCUAUCAGGAAAGUGAUAUUUUUCUUCGGCACGAGAGGCGCCUAAUUCGCAUGACCGAAGAUGUCGUCGAAGAGGACCUGGAUUUGGAUCCUCCCACUGCUACUGAUGGGGAUUCUGGGAAUGCUGCGGUAGGAAACACUGGUGUUGGGCGAGUCGAGUAUGAUAUGGAUGAACAAGAUGCCAAAUGGCUAGAAGCAUACAACGCUCAAAGGAGAAUUGACCAGUUUGAGCCAAUCAAACCGGCCAUUUUCGAGAUCACCAUGACGAAGAUUGAGAAGGAAUGGUAUGCCCUCGAAAAAAGAAUCCCAAAACCUAAUCCUAAGCCACCACAAACUCAGCGACCUCGCUCAAGCUCUGCUGCAGCGGUCAAUGGCGAACAUGCUGGCACAGGCGAGGAGCAAGAUAGCAAGUGUGCUGUCUGUGAUGACGGGGACUGCGAGAACUCUAAUGCUAUUGUCUUUUGUGAUGGCUGCGAUCUUGCUGUCCAUCAGGAAUGCUACGGAGUUCCCUAUAUACCCGAAGGUCAAUGGCUUUGCCGCAAAUGCCAGCUGAUUGGUCGCGGAUCCCCAUCCUGUAUUUUUUGCCCGAACACAGAAGGCGCCUUUAAACAGACAAACACCUCGAAAUGGUCCCAUCUUCUAUGUGCUGUCUGGAUUCCCGAGGUGUCGAUCGGCAACCCUUCUCUCAUGGAGCCUGUGCUGGAUGUAGAAAAGGUCCCAAGAAGCCGUUGGAAGCUAACAUGCUACAUCUGCCGGCAAAAGAUGGGUGCAUGUAUUCAAUGUAGCAACAAAAACUGUUUUGCUGCGUUUCACGUAACUUGCGGGAGGCGGGCGCGGCUCUACUUGAAAAUGAAGUUGACUCCGGGAGUGCCUGCGAUUAUGGACUCUAACUCUUUGAAGGCGUUCUGCGAUCGGCAUGUCCCUCCAGAUUGGCGAAGGGAGUAUAAUACCGACGGUGCUAUUGCAGAUGCCAUGGAAUACUAUCGUACUACGAUGCAAGGCCGGCGAUGGGGCGACAGCCAGGCAGCUGCCCUUGCUCUUGGGCCAGAGCCUCAGGGCGAUGGUGAAGUAGCCGAGGAUGACCAGAGACCUGUGACUCCACGCAUUACGUUGACCGUGGGUGGUAACAAACGCAAACGGCUUGGGCCUCCGAAAAUGGUGUGGAAACUUCCAUCUGGGGCUCCUGUUGUACCCCAGGUUAUCCUGAAUAACGUGAUUGUUUCCUUACAGCGUUUUACUGUACGUCAACGGAAGCAGUAUGCUGAGGAUGCCUGCAAAUACUGGACGUUGAAAAGAGAGGCAAGAAGGGGGGCAGCUCUUCUGAAGAGACUACAACUACAAUUAGAAACGUUCUCUUCGAUGGAAAUGACGCGACGUAACUUCGCUGGGAUGGGCCCCACCGGAAGCGUAAGACUUCAACGACGGAUAGAGUUCGCCGAUCGCCUGUCUUUAGAUGUGGAUAAGGUCCGCAUGCUCUGCGAUGAGGUAAAGAAAAGAGAACGCGAGAAGCUUAAAGACGCCGAAACACUUCGAAAUAUUGUGGACUUGGUAUAUUUCCCUAUUUUGCCAAUGAUUUGGCCGAUUUUUGAGAGAGUACAGGCGCUCGAUGGAAAAGGGAUAUUUCGUGUGGGCCUACUCUCGAUUCGCUCGAACUUGGAAAAUAGGAGUUACACAUCGGUUUCGGCAUUUUCCCGUGAUCUGGCUCAUGUGUUCACCUCAGAAAUUGGGGUUGAGUCUGUUGGUGAUACUGCAGAGCUACAGCUACAGAUGCAAAUCAGCGGGAGGGCCCCCGAACUGAGCUUGGAGCAGCGUGAGAAGCGGAAACUCGCAAAACGGAUCAUCAAAGCCGUCCAACCAGCUUUGGAAGAUGCCUUGAAGAAGGAAAGCGAACUGAGCGGUAAACCGUACGAAAGGGAGUUAAGAGAUUUGGAUCUCAUGCUCGAGAAUAGUGUGCUCUCUCGAAGGGGCUCUUUUUACGAUUCGAUUGAGGGGCCUGCUACUCUAGCUGAGCCUUGCAUGGGCGCGUCAAUGCCGAACGGUAUAGGAUCAAAUCCUGAAGGGCAGGACAACCGCAGCAAUGAUAGUGUGGAUGUUGAAAUGACGGAUGCAGUGGAUCUUGGACAAAAAGGCGAUGAACCUCUAACAAUAUCCACAGAAAUUGGUGUUUUGAAGCAAAUGAAUGGAGAAGAGAAAAUGACGGACGCUGCGAUGACUGACGGCUCACACCAAAUCAACCUAGACCACCCUCCAGUGUUCACCCCUCCAACAGUCGUCAGUGCUGUCUCAAGCGAGUUGGACUCUACGGCCCUAAAUCACCCCAAAGCAGCCGACAGCCUCACUAAACCACAGGAUAUUGAAGCACAAGCGGCUCCUCCAACCCCGCCUGCGAGCUUCAAAGAUAGUCACCAGCCGCCUUUGGCGCAAGGUGGUAUUCAGUGGUACAUGGAGCCAUUCGACCCCGUUGGGACUACCAUUCACGAGGAACGGUGGACAGGGCGCGAGGUGCUACGCGGUAUGAGCGAAGAGCUGAGCGAACUUGACGAAGAUGAGUUGCGUCAUCUAGUUGACGAUGAAUUUGAUAAUGGAGCCCCAGAACAACCGAAUGAUGCUGGCGGCAUCAAGGGUGCCAAUCAGCCGGGGAGGAUGGAAAUGCCCCAGCCAAAGGGGCCAAGGACCAGGCGGCGUUGGCGUGGAUUUAGAUAGGAUUGACGGGUUUUGAUGCUUGGUUCUGUCGACUAUGUACUCUAAUAACUUUGUGCUCUUUCGACGGAGUUUGCAAGGCGCUGUUCUUGUAGUUCUUGAGAUACCAUACACCAGUAGCUUAGGGUAGUAAAUAAGAUUUGCCGUUAUGGAUUUA
Molecule: messenger RNA, 3878 nt
Organism: Coccidioides posadasii C735 delta SOWgp
Lineage: Eukaryota; Fungi; Ascomycota; Eurotiomycetes; Onygenales; Onygenaceae
Gene: NTO1
Product: nuA3 HAT complex component nto1
Biological process (GO): regulation of transcription by RNA polymerase II
Cellular component (GO): MOZ/MORF histone acetyltransferase complex
Source: RefSeq, a predicted model, not a curated record